ACAUUUCGCUUCUUCGGCGAUUUUAGGAUUUUAACUUGUCACAUCCACCAAAGAGACAAAAAAUGCCGGCGGGACAUGGAGUUCGUGCUCGAACGAGGGAUCUGUUCGCUAGAGGGUUCAGGAAGAAGGGUACAAUUCCACUGUCCACUUACCUCAGGACCUUCAAGGUCGGCGAAUACGUCGAUGUCAAAGUGAACGGCGCCAUCCAUAAGGGUAUGCCUCACAAGUUCUACCACGGUCGUACUGGUCGUGUCUGGAACGUUACCAAACGUGCCGUUGGUGUCGAAGUCAACAAACAGAUUGGAAACAGGAUCAUAAAGAAGAGGCUUCAUGUGCGAGUGGAGCAUGUGCAGCAGUCUAGAUGUGCGGAAGAGUUCAAACUGAGGAUAAAGAAGAACGAUGAGUUGAAAGCUGCAGCCAAAGCUAGAGGCGAGACAAUAAGCACCAAGAGGCAGCCUAAAGGACCCAAACCAGGAUUCAUGGUUGAAGGUAUGACCUUGGAGACCGUCACUCCUAUCCCCUACGACGUCGUCAACGACCUCAAGGGAGGCUACUAGUUCUACUUUCUUCCCCGGCCUUGUUAUGUGUGUUUGGAGCUCUUCGUAUGCCUUGUAGCGACUUUAAAUUAUUUUGAACUAAUUUAUAUGAGUAUUUUGAAGUCCAA
Messenger RNA from Brassica napus (rape), 664 nucleotides. Its product is annotated as 60S ribosomal protein L21-1-like. Gene Ontology annotation, molecular function: structural constituent of ribosome. Bases 63 to 557 code for a protein of 164 amino acids. Gene Ontology annotation, biological process: translation. Gene Ontology annotation, cellular component: ribosome; cytosolic large ribosomal subunit. The transcript is spliced from 2 exons. NCBI's taxonomy places the organism in Eukaryota, Viridiplantae, Streptophyta, Magnoliopsida, Brassicales, Brassicaceae. The record is from RefSeq and is a predicted model, not a curated record.